CGAAGGAUUUGGAAGGCGGUUUAAUCUGCGUUGUUGAACUCUGCAUCUUCCUUCUCUAUUACCAAGUCUACUUUUGCAAUGGGAAUUCACGGUUUGGCCAAACUUAUUGCAGAUGUGGCACCUGCAGCUAUCAAGGAGCAUGAUAUCAAAAGUUACUUUGGCCGAAAGGUGGCUGUUGACGCUUCCAUGUGCAUUUAUCAGUUCCUUAUUGCCGUACGACAGGAUGGCAACAUGCUGCAAAACGAGGACGGUGAAACCACGAGCCAUCUUAUGGGUAUGUUCUACCGUACCAUUCGCAUGAUAGAGCAUGGCAUUAAACCCGUUUAUGUGUUUGAUGGAAAGCCGCCACAGAUGAAGUCAGGUGAACUAGCCAAACGCAGCGAGCGUAGGGCAGAGGCAGAGAAGUUGCUUGAAGCUGCCGAGGAGGCUGGGGAGGUGGAGAACAUUGAGAAGUUUAACAAAAGACUUGUCAAAGUCACUAAACAGCACAAUGAGGAGUGCAAGAAAUUGCUUACCCUGAUGGGCGUUCCUUAUGUGGAUGCACCUUGUGAGGCUGAAGCCACAUGUGCAGCCUUGGUGAAAGCAGGGAAGGUGUAUGCUGCAGCCACUGAAGACAUGGAUGCCCUGACUUUUGGCACUCCUGUGCUGCUUAGGCACCUAACCGCAAGUGAAGCUAAAAAGCUGCCUAUUCAGGAGUUCCACCUAAACCGUGUUAUGCAGGACAUGGGUGUCUCACAUGAGCAAUUUGUGGAUCUCUGUAUCUUGCUUGGAAGUGAUUACUGUGAAACCAUCCGUGGCAUUGGACCCAAAAGGGCCAUUGACCUGAUCCGUCAGCAUAAGUCAAUUGAAGAGAUCGUAGAUAACAUUGACCUCAAAAAAUACCCCAUUCCGGAGAACUGGCUGCACAAGGAGGCCAGGCAGCUUUUCUUGGAACCAGAAGUAGUAGACACCGAGAGCACAGAGCUAAAGUGGAUAGAGCCCGAUGAAGAGGGAUUGGUGGCCUUCAUGUGUGCAGAGAAGCAGUUUAGCGAAGACCGCAUACGCAACGGGGCCAAAAAGUUGUCAAAGAACCGGCAAGGCAGCACACAGGGCCGGCUCGAUGACUUUUUCAAAGUGACAGGAUCCAUUAGCUCAACUAAAAGGAAAGAGGUAGAAUCCAAAGGAUCUGCCAAAAAGAAAGCCAAAACUGCAGGUACCCCCGCAGGAAAGUUUAAGAGGGGGAAAUGAAUGAGUUGGGAAACUAUCAAGAACUGAUGUGAAUGAUGUAUAAGCGCUAAAGCUCUGCGAAUAUGUGGUCAUUAUAUGAAAAAAAUAACCUUUAUCUUAUAAUAGGUAACGUUUAAUUGCUAAUGUUUGUGUUUAUGUUAAUUAAAAUAAAGAGAAAACAAGUUCUGUUGGUUUUUUUAA
This is a messenger RNA of Xenopus tropicalis (tropical clawed frog), 1407 nucleotides long. RefSeq names its product flap structure-specific endonuclease 1 (gene fen1). The record is from RefSeq and is marked provisional. Lineage: Eukaryota; Metazoa; Chordata; Amphibia; Anura; Pipidae. Gene Ontology annotation, biological process: DNA replication; base-excision repair; DNA replication, removal of RNA primer. Gene Ontology annotation, cellular component: nucleoplasm; nucleolus; mitochondrion. Gene Ontology annotation, molecular function: nuclease activity; DNA binding; 5'-flap endonuclease activity.